This is a messenger RNA of Salvelinus fontinalis (brook trout), 4221 nucleotides long. RefSeq names its product zinc finger protein 501-like. The coding region runs from base 242 to 1474 and encodes 410 amino acids. Gene Ontology annotation, biological process: regulation of transcription by RNA polymerase II. Gene Ontology annotation, molecular function: RNA polymerase II cis-regulatory region sequence-specific DNA binding; DNA-binding transcription factor activity, RNA polymerase II-specific. The record is from RefSeq and is a predicted model, not a curated record. The transcript has 2 exons. Lineage: Eukaryota; Metazoa; Chordata; Actinopteri; Salmoniformes; Salmonidae.
GGACGGAACGCUUCUUUUCACAGCAGCAACAGUUCGUCAGCCACAUCGGUAGCUUGCUAGACAUAAUAGACGAACCAAUAAAGCUCUUUAGACGCUUUAGUGUAUAUUAACCACCGCAUUUUAAACCCACUUCUGUCGUCUAGUUAGUUAUCCGUUUUAAUUUCAUAUUUACGGUAUUGUUUUCAUUAAUCUAUCGGGCUGGUUAAGUUAGCAUUAGCCUAGCUAGCUAACAUCUCCAACCAUGAGGUCACUAAACUACUCUCUUGUUAAUGAAGAGGAGGGCUGCUGGACGGAGAAAGAAGCUCUGGUGAAAGAGGAGGAGGAAGAGGAGGGUAUCACAGUAAAACAAGAAUUGGAGGGUGAGGCCGUUACUGUGAAACAAGAAGUAGAGGGUGAGGCUGUUACAGUGAAAAAAGAAGAGAAAGACGUUUCAGUGAAAGAAGAGGAAGACGCGUUCAGAGUUAAAGAGGAAGGGGAUUUUACAGUAAAAGAAGAGGAGGAGGAUGCAGCUUUUGGGGUGAAAGAGGAGGAGGGGGAGAUGACUGUCACAUCGAAAAAGGAGGAGGGGGAAACUGGAUAUCUGGGCCCGGUUUCCCAAACGCAUCUUAAGGCAUCCAAUGGUUCUACGGAUGAAUUUAGCCAUAAGAUGGUUUUGAGAGACCGUUCCCUGAUUAACACUAGAGAGAUACAGGACUAUCGUGGAUCCUCUGGGGAGCCUCAACAACCUCAUGAUGCUGAAGAGGCAGAGAAGAGUCCCUCCAGAUCAGAACACCUCAAGAAACGCCUGCAGAGACCCACAGGGAAGAGAACUCACCGCUGCUCUGACUGUGGGAAGAGAUUCACCUCCUCAGCAGGCAUUAAAAUUCAUCAGAGAACACACACAGGAGAGAAACCUUACAGCUGUGUUCAAUGUGGGAAGAGUUUUGCUGCAUCUAGCACUCUGACUCUACACCAGAGAACACACACAGGAGAGAAACCUUACAGCUGUGUUCAAUGUGGGAAGAGUUUUGGUCAAUCUGGCCAUCUGACUCAACACAGGAGAAUACACACAGGAGAGAAAUAUUAUAGCUGUGAUCAAUGUGGGAAGAGUUUUGGUCAAUUUGCAGAGCUGACAGUGCACCAGAGAACACACACAGGAGAGAAACCUUACAGCUGUGUUUUAUGUGGGAAGAGUUUUGGUCGAUCUUGCCAUCUGACUCAACACAAGAGAAUACACACAGGAGAGAAAUCUUUUAGCUGUGAUCAAUGUGGGAAGCGUUUUGGUCACGCUGGAGAGCUGACAGUGCACCAGAGAACACACACAGGAGAGAAACCUUACAGCUGUGUUUUAUGUGGGAAGAGUUUUGGUCGAUCUUACCAUCUGACUCAACACCAGAGAACACACACAGGAGAGAAAUCUUAUAGCUGUGAUCAGUGUGACAAGAGAUACUCUGAUAAAAGAUAUCUGAUCAAACAUCAGAAAAUACAUACAUGAAGGAGUUGAAAUAAUGUCACAAUGUAGAAUGUUUUAACAAUGUAGAAGGAGUAUUUUAAUGAUGUCACAAUGUAGAAUGUUGUGUGUGGUUUUUGAGUUGUUAAUUUUAACAGGACAUGCAACCUCAUCUUCCUCCUCUCGCACAAUUGAUUUUGACAUGAUAUCGAUGAGAUAUGACAUAAGUGUUGCGUUCCUUUGUUUAGCGACCCCUACAUUUUAAAUGCAUCACUCCAAAAUGUAGCUGACUGUCUUCUGCAGGUUGUCCUCUAACCAGUGAGCUUAAAGAUAUCUCCCAUUUCCAUGUGUUUUUUUAGUUGUUAGUUUCAACAGAAAGUACAACCUGAUUUCCCCCCUAAUCGAUUUCAGUGAUUUAUUGCUACUUGUCAAAACAACAGCGUUUUUGGUGCUUUUGUCCAUGGUGAGGACAACUUGGUUUCUGAUUGUCUCAAGGUUGGGCAGUCAAAAAGAUUUGUGUUUUGUGUUAAGCCAGUGCAUUCCAUGGAUCACAAAUAAUGUUGACUUUCCGUAUUAGAGAUGAGUUUUGUUUGGGCUCUUGAGUUUUAGGUAGGGAAAAAAUACACUUUUUUUUCUUGUUUUUAAUUGUUGACAUCCAGUAGACACCAUGUUUAUAUUGUAGUUGAUCAUAAUGUGAAAUGGAAGUUGUUUUCUGUUGGUGGUGCGCAUUCUCUUAAGGUGUUACAGUCUUUGGUUUUUCCAUUUAUGUUUUGAGGUUGGACUUUAGCACGUCUAGCUCGUUAGCACGUAGGGAGAACUGAUUGGUGUCACCUCGUUAGUCAGUAUGUGUUACACCUGUGCUGGCUUGUCCAUGUCGUUAUGGUUGAAUAUUGCAUCCAAAUACCACAUGUUAGGUUUUCAAUUGAUCCCAAACUGUUUCUGCAUAUUGGUUAUUGAUUUGGACACGUUAAACUGUGUUUUGACAUUGGGCUAUCCCACCUAGCAAAAUGUCAUUGAAAAGACAUUGAAAAUAUGACUAUGCAACCAAAUAUUUCAUAUUUACAUUUCAUGUAACAUUUAGUAGUGAUAAUUAUUUAUGCAACCAACUGACAGUUUUUUGGUACAAUUAUAUUGACAUUGUUGCCCUGCUUUUAGAAUAUCAGGGUUAAUUCUCACAUGUGCCAAACCAAAUGUACUAGAGCAUGACAUUGGGGACUGGGCCCCAAUCCAGCAACAUGCCUAUCUAGUGAACCCUGAAAAGAGAGAGAAGCUCCACAGUGAGGUGGAAAGUUACUAUGAAUAUUGCAGGAGUUUCCUCUUGAAAUCAGACACGUCCGUGGUAAGGACAACUUGGUGGUUGAUUGUCUCAAGGGUGGGCAGUCAAAAUGUUUUGCGUUUAGCCAGUGCGUUGCCAUGGAUCACAGUUUAUUUUUACUGCACGUUUUUCCGUUUUGGAGAUGAGUUUUGUUUGGGCUCGUUCCAAGGGGACCAGAGUUCUAGAAGCUAGUGAGUUUUAGGAUUCUUUGUGGGAAUCUUACAAAUUAAUCUUGUUUUUAAUUGUUGUUAGACAGACACCAUGUUUAUAUUGGUGAAGGUGAAGCAUUGUAGUUGAUUAUAAUGUGAAAUGGAAGUUGUUUUCUGUUGGUGGUAAGCAUUCUCUUAAGGUGUUAGUCUUUGAUUUUUCCAUUUAUGUUUUGAGGUUGGACUUUAGCACGUAUAGCUCGUUAGCACGUAUAGCUCGUUAGCACGUAUAGCUCGUUAGCACGUAUAGCUCGUUAGCACGUAUAGCUCGUUAGCACGUAUAGCUCGUUAGCACGUAUAGCUCGUUAGCACGUAUAGCUCGUUAGCACGUAUAGCUCGUUAGCACGUAUAGCUCGUUAGCACGUAUAGCUCGUUAGCACGUAUAGCUCGUUAGCACGUAUGUGGUGUCACCUCGUUAGUCAGUAUGUGUUACACCUGUGCUGUCUUGUCCAUCUCGUUAGUGGGAAGGUGUUUCACCUGAGCUGGUCCAGGUUCUAUUUCAGAGUGUCUGGCCAAGUGCUCCAGUUAUCUUGAUAGAUGUGGAGAGUGAACACCUUUAGUUGAUCCACCUUUUUGGUUUGUUUCCUGUCUUUAAAUUUGGUGUGGGUUUUUCUUUUGUUUGCCUCUUCUUGGGCAGAUUUAGUGGGUCUCAUGGUUGGUGUCUUUUAGGUCCCAGUUGUUGUUACUAGUCACCUUUCAGUCGACACCCCCAUAGUGUCUGAGAACCCCUCCUAAAAAAUAAGCUUAUAUUUUGGGUUGGAUAUUGCAUCCAAUCAAUGGCAUUUCCUUAGAAUGCUCAUUGGUCUUUCAGUUGUUAAUCUUCUGUUUUUUUUAUCCUGAUAUUUUUGUGCACUAAAUAUUUCUGUUUAUUUAAAUAGUUUUCUCCUGUGAAGUUCUUUUGUUUCCCUCCUGGGCAGAUUUAGUGGGUCUCAUGGUGGGUGUCUUUUAGGUCCCAGUUGUUGUUACUAGUCAAUUUUCAGUGGACACUCCCAUAGUGUCUUUCAGAGCCCCUCCUAAAACACCCCCAUAAUGUCUAUCAGAACCACUCCUAAAAAACAGCUUAUAUUUUGGGUUGGAUGUUGCAUCCUAUUAAUAUUUUAAUCAAUGGCAUUUCCUUUCAAUGCUCAUUACUCUUUCAGUUGUUCUUCUUCAGUUUUUUAUCCACUAAUGUUGUGUACUAAAUAUUUAUCUUAGUUUUUUCCUGUGAUGAUGUCAUUGUGUUGCAUCAUGUCUGAAAUGUGCUGUAUAAAUAAAGCUUGAUUUGAUUUGAA